UGCUUCCCGUCUCCAUCCCAGAUUCCGAGAGAGCUCACAGGCAAAGCCAGGUCGCAUCGCGCCGCGGCAAUCCCACCCCGACCCGCGCCGCCUCCCCCAUCCCGCCCGGUCGCCUCGCCGCCGAGAUGGGGUUCGUGUCCUUCGUCGGGAGGGUGCUCUUCGUCGCCGCCUUCCUCCUCUCCGCCUACCAGGAGUUUAAUGAAUUCGGAGCUGACGGUGGGCCAGCGGCAAAGGCCCUUCAGCCUAAGUUCAAUAUGCUUGUCAAAAACAUCUCUUCACAUCUGGGAGUAGUGGUGCCACACAUUGAGCUGAAGCAUGUGAUUGCUGCUACAAUUGGCCUGAAGGGUCUUGGAAGUCUUCUUUUUAUCUUGAGUAGCUCUCUCGGUGCUUAUCUCCUGGUGCUCUACCUUGCUUUGAUCACACCUAUUGUCUAUGACUUCUACAACUACGACAUGGAGAAGGCAGAAUUUGCGCAGCUCUUCGCGAAGUUCACACAGGAGCUGGCUCUCUUUGGAGCACUCCUCUUCUUCCUGGGCAUGAAGAACUCGAUUCCGAAGCGGCAGGCAAAGAAGAAGGCUCCCAAGGCGAAGGCAAACUAAGGUUCUUUAGAUAGUUGCGGCCUCAGGCGGUGCCAGGAGACGGUCUAUUUUCAAACAAGCUGCGGUGUCAAUGCCAUCGUGCUGCGCUUAUAUGUAUCAGAUUCCUUUUUGCAGGGCACGGCCGAAAACGAAGACAAAGUGUGAGUGGCGGGUUAGGCGACUAGAUUGUACCAUCAUGUACUUGUGAUUGAUUUGUUGAACUAGAUUGCCAAUGGUUAAUGUUCUUCAUUUGAUUAUCUUGCACUGGGCCUUGUUAGCAGUGCAAGAAAUCGCUACUGAUUCAAUGGUUGGGAUUUUUUUUCUCGUCA
Molecule: messenger RNA, 907 nt
Organism: Phragmites australis (common reed)
Lineage: Eukaryota; Viridiplantae; Streptophyta; Magnoliopsida; Poales; Poaceae
Exons: 5
Coding region: 126-599 (157 amino acids)
Source: RefSeq, a predicted model, not a curated record